AUGACAAGAAGAAGGAAACUAUUCCGACGAUGGUGGAGUAAACCUCAUAUCAGGCGUAAUUAUUUGACAGGAUAUAAUGGUUACCAUAGGGUGUUUAAAUAUUUCAAACUCAAUGAUGAAGACGAAUUUAUUAAUUUCACAAGAAUACCUGAACACAUUUUUGAGUACUUAUAUCAACUGGUUCGUGUUAGUUUGAUUAAAAGGAGUAGGAGGCCACCUUUACCAAGUGAAUUAAGAUUGAGUUUAACAUUAAAUUAUUUAGCACAUGUUGAUAGUAUUAAGAAAAAUAUGUGGUUUUAUAAUAUUGGAGAAACUACUAUAAAAAAAGUGAUACCUGAAUUUAUGUCAGAUCUUUUUUAUCACAAUUGUAUUGGAGCUUUGGAUGGUAAACAUUGUAAGAUAAAAAAGCCACCCAAUAGUGGAAGUCUAUUUUACAAUUACAAAAAAUUCUUCAGCAUAGUGUUGAUGGCUUGCUGUGAUUCAAAAAAACGCUUCAUAUGGGCUAAUAUUGGAGAUUAUGAAAAAAUUAUUAUGAGUACAGUAUGCCUGCAUAAUAUGCUACUGGAUUUCAAAUAUAACGAAGUAGGCAAUAGAUGGAAUAAUAUCAACAAUCAACAAGUGCUGCCAAACGAACCUCAAGAUGUAGAAAAUAUAAUACAACAUUUUAGGUUACGUGAACAAUUGUGUAUAUACUUCGUUUCACCUCAAGGUUCUGUCCCAUGGCAGUGGGAAAAAAUGUAA
Messenger RNA from Phymastichus coffea, 741 nucleotides. RefSeq lists its product as uncharacterized. The coding region runs from base 1 to 741 and encodes 246 amino acids. The record is from RefSeq and is a predicted model, not a curated record. The transcript is spliced from 5 exons. Lineage: Eukaryota; Metazoa; Arthropoda; Insecta; Hymenoptera; Eulophidae.